This is a messenger RNA of Aureobasidium vineae, 1803 nucleotides long. The record is from the annotation of a GenBank genome assembly. NCBI's taxonomy places the organism in Eukaryota, Fungi, Ascomycota, Dothideomycetes, Dothideales, Saccotheciaceae.
AUGAUCAAAGGGACCAUGAUGCUGAGCAGCGCUGCUGUGCUGCUUUCUGCCACGCAGGUGUCUGCUUUUGUUCCAGUUCUUGACAAGAGACAGUACUUCCCCGCCAAUGCUACUGAUCUCAAGACCAUCACCGUGAGUGCUUCACAAGACUGUUCGUUGAUGUUUACUGACUCUUGUCAUAGNACUCCUACCAAUGUGACUAUUCGCUACAAGGAGCCUGGCAAGGCCGGCAUUUGCGAGACUACUCCUGGUGUGAAUUCAUACUCUGGAUAUAUCGAUCUCGCUCCUGAUAUGCACACCUUCUUCUGGUUCUUCGAGUCCAGGAAUGAUCCUGCAAACGACCCCAUCACGCUGUGGCUCAAUGGUGGUCCAGGUUCUGACUCUUUGAUUGGAUUGUUCCAAGAACUUGGUCCUUGCAAUGUCACUGCCAACUACACUACUCAGGUCAACCCUUACAGUUGGAACGAGGUAUCUAACAUGCUGUUCCUAUCUCAGCCGUUCGGAGUCGGUUUCAGUUACCAGGAGGAAGAGAAGGGGUCUCUGAACCCUGUCACUGGUUCUUUCGAGACUCCAGCAGAAGCCAAUGCUACUGGCAUCUACCCUGUUAUCAACGCCACUGAGAUUGAUACCACUGAUCUUGCAGCUGUGGCAGCUUGGCACGUUCUGCAAGGAUUCCUUGGUGCGUUGCCUCAGCUCGAUGCUGAGAUUGGCAGCAACAAGGAGUUCAACCUCUGGACUGAGAGUUAUGGCGGCCAUUACGGUAUGCUUUUCCAGUCCCACGCUCCAGCUUUGUUGUCUGACAUGAUUUGCAUAUANGGACCAUCGUUCUUCAACUACUUCAAUGACCAAAACAAGCUUAUCUCCAAUGGAACUAUCCCUGGUGUCAAGCUUGACUUCAACACUCUCGGUAUUGGAAACGGAAUUAUCGAUGAGAUGAUUCAAGCCCCUCACUACCCUGAAUUUGCCGUCAACAACACAUAUGGCAUCAAGGCAGUCAACGAUACUGUCUACAACUACAUGAAGUUUGCAUUGAACAUGCGCGGCGGAUGCCUCGACUUGGUCGAUUCCUGCCGCCAAGCCAGAGAGACCGGUCAAGACAACCUUGCCACCAAAACAGUUUGCUCCGAAGCCCAAGACAUGUGCAGAGAUAACGUCGAAGGUCCUUACUACAGCUACUCUGGACGUGGAACCUACGAUAUCAGACACCCAAGCCGGGACCCCACNCCUCCCGAGUACUUUGCCGAUUUCUUGAACAUUGCCGAAGUGCAGAAUGCUCUUGGCGUUAGCCUCAACUACACCGAGUCCAACGACGACAUUUACUAUGCAUUCCAGGCCACGGGCGACUUUGUCUACAACAGCUUCCUCAAAGAUCUUGAGGGGCUGCUUGCCCAGGCNGACGCCGACUACAUCUGCAACUGGUUCGGCGGCCAAGCCAUCUCCCUCGCUGUCAACUACACCAACAGCGCCGAGUUCGCCGCCGCGGGCUACGAGCCCUUCACCGUCGACGGCACCGAGUACGGCGAAGUGCGCCAAUAUGGCAAUUUCAGUUUCCUGCGCAUCUACGAGGCUGGCCACGAGGUUCCCUACUAUCAACCUCAGGGUGCUUUGGCUUUGUUUAACCGCACCAUUAACCACUGGAAUAUUGCUGAUGGCACGGAGAAGGUGACUGCGAAUUUGACUAGUGUUGGUGGGCCUAAUGCUACGCACACGGAGUCGUUUGUGGCGUUGCCGCCUACGUCGAGUGCUAGUGUUGCUGUUUACUCGUCUGGUGCUGGUCGUGCUGUGCCUCGAUUCUGGGAAUGA